CAUCAUCAUCAUUAUUCAUUUUAACUCUCCAAAAAUGAAAGCACUGGGCGUGGUUAUCUUCCCAGUGCACGACCCUGACGACCAAUCGGAGCCUCCCAACAGAGACGCACCUGAGCAGCUGCCAAAGCGAGAGGCGGGCCGGCUGUAUAAAACCAGCGGGGCACCACAGUCUCUCAUGUAGUUCAUCCAGCAUCAGUCUCCAUCUAGCCGGACCUACAUCUCGUUCCCAACCUCUGCGCUCCUGAAGCAAACCAUGCACCUGAGCGCGCACGAGUCGUGCCAUUCCUUGGUCUUACUUUGCAUCCUCCUGAGGAGUUGCCAAGCCUUCAAGAACGAUGCCACGGAGCUCCUGUUUUCGCAAGUGACCGCACCGGUGCCGGAGGUUCAGAGCAACGUGUCCCUGAACCGAGCAAGGACCGGCGGGAGAGGAGCUGGCAACGCGGCGCACGACAGAGGCGAGCGAAGCCAAAUCGGAUGCAGAGAGCUGAGGUCCACUAAGUACAUCUCUGACGGCCACUGCACCAGCAUCAACCCCAUCAAGGAGCUGGUGUGCACCGGCGAGUGUCUCCCAGCUCAGAUGCUUCAAAACUGGAUCGGCGGCGCCUACGGCAGAAAGUUCUGGGGUCGCCGGAGCAGCAACCAGGACUGGCGGUGCGUCAACGACAAGACCCGCACCCAGCGCAUCCAGCUGCAGUGCCACGACGGCAGCACGAGAACGUACAAGAUCACCGUGGUCACCUCCUGCAAGUGCAAGAGGUACUCGAGGCAGCACAACGAGUCCGGCAACAAGUUCGAGGAGCCGGCUCUGUCGCCGCCGCAGCUCCUGCACAAGCACAAGUCCAAGAGCAAGAGGAGGCUGGGGAAGAACCGGCUGAGCGAGAACUGGCACGAGACUGAACCCUGAGAGCCGGCAGACACGCAGACUCACUCUGAUACCCCAUAAACCUAAAGGAGUUUUGUCUCUUUGAUAUUGAGACACAGCAUCCAGAGUUUGCAGUUGUGGAUUAUCUCUCAGUGUGACGGGGACUUGAUAUAUGUGAAGCUGGUUCCUCACUAUGAUGGAGAACUCCAAGGGGCAUGCUAAGGACUUUUUUUCUUGACAUUUUAAUCUAUGUGAUUAAAGAUAAUGUGAACAAAACUGAGGUGUACAGUCUGCAGAGCUUUCUGGAGCCCCGAGCCAACCCACAUUGUCCCAGAUGUAGCCAUGUGCAUGCGUUCAUAUAUUCAUUUUAAUCGCAGAUGGAAAUCUGUGUUUAGGCACCGACACCAGUAAACAACACCAAACAUCUCAAAAAAUAUCUUGUGUAAAUACUUGUACAUAUAUCAAAUUCUUACAUGCCUUUUUUGAAGUAUGGCCAUGUGUAUAAAAUUUUACUAUGUAAGAUCUAUGAUGUAUGAUGUAAUAUAUUUUCUGUGGCAACAUAUAAGUUUUUGCUUAAGUGGCGUCAGCAUGUGGCUGGAAAAGCUUUGUCAUCAAUCAUUCUUGUAAUAACUUCAUAUGAAAUAAAUAUUACUUUUUAUCACCUC
Messenger RNA from Thunnus maccoyii (southern bluefin tuna), 1527 nucleotides. RefSeq names its product sclerostin domain containing 1a (gene sostdc1a). The transcript is spliced from 2 exons. NCBI's taxonomy places the organism in Eukaryota, Metazoa, Chordata, Actinopteri, Scombriformes, Scombridae. The record is from RefSeq and is a predicted model, not a curated record. Gene Ontology annotation, molecular function: BMP binding. The coding region runs from base 254 to 904 and encodes 216 amino acids. Gene Ontology annotation, biological process: negative regulation of Wnt signaling pathway; negative regulation of BMP signaling pathway.